Monopterus albus (swamp eel) is the source of this 2215-nucleotide messenger RNA. It is a transcript of the gene ndor1, whose product is annotated as NADPH dependent diflavin oxidoreductase 1. The transcript has 15 exons. NCBI's taxonomy places the organism in Eukaryota, Metazoa, Chordata, Actinopteri, Synbranchiformes, Synbranchidae. Gene Ontology annotation, molecular function: NADPH-hemoprotein reductase activity; FMN binding; flavin adenine dinucleotide binding. The record is from RefSeq and is a predicted model, not a curated record. Gene Ontology annotation, cellular component: cytosol. Bases 153 to 1937 code for a protein of 594 amino acids.
GCACGAGCCAAUCACAACGCGAAACAUACUUGCCGUAAAGUGUGGCGUUGGUGUUUCGAAUGGGGAUGUACUUGGUUCAUUUGAAAGAAGUAUUUGUCCAUUUAGCUUAAUUGUGCUAUAAAGCGAUUACUGAUACAGGCAGUGACGUCAUAAUGUCACCGCCCACUCUGCUUGUUCUGUAUGGGAGCCAGACUGGGACUGCUCAGGACACGGCCCAGAGGAUUGUGCGGCAGGCGCAGAGAAGGCGACUGAGAGUUCAAGUGUUGCCUCUGGAUAACUAUAAUGUGGCCAACUUGAUCUCAGAGUCUUUGGUUGUUUUUGUGUGCGCAACCACUGGUCAAGGAGACCCUCCAGACAAUAUGAAGAACUUCUGGAGGUUUCUCUUCAAGAAGUCUUUACCUGCUGGAUCUCUGAGUCGACUGGACUGUGGUGUACUGGGCCUGGGGGACUCCUCCUAUCCAAAGUUCAAUUUUGUGGCCAAGAAGCUUCAUAAGCGCCUCCUGAACCUCGGUGCCAAUGUCCUGUUGCCUGUUGGGCUGGCAGACGACCAACAUGACCUAGGGCCAGAUGCUGUGAUUGACCCGUGGCUCACAUCAUUUUGGGAAAAAGUGUUUGCUCUGUACCCAUCCUUGACCGAUGUGAUCCCACUGAGGGAAGAUGAACCACUCCCUCCAACAUAUACUUUCCACUUCCUGGAUGAUGUGAACAAGCAGACAGAUGAGCGGCUGAGGAUUCUCACAGAGCAAACUGUGCACUCCCAGUCUCACCCUUUUCCUGCCAGACUGCUGUCCAACAAGAGAGUAACAGAGCUGUCGCACUUUCAGGAUGUGAGGCACAUAGAGUUUGACAUCAGUGGGUCCAACAUUGAGUUUGCUGCCGGGGACGUGGUGAGUAUGUGUCCUUGUAACGCUCCAGAAGAUGUACAGCAAUUCUGUCAGAUGCUGGGAUUAGAUCCAGAAGCCAGGUUCAUUCUCAGGGCCACUGACAAGUCUGCAGUUCCAGCCAGACUUCCUCAGCCUUGCACUGUGCACCACCUGGUGGAGAGCUACCUGGAUAUUGCCGCUGUACCUCGCCGUUCUUUCUUUGAACUGCUGUCUACCUUUGCGACCAAUGAACUAGAGCGGGGUAAGCUACUCGAGUUUAGUUCAGCAUCAGGCCAGAGUGAACUACACAGCUACUGCAACUUGCCCCGACGCACUGCACUGGAGGUCUUGGCAGAUUUCCCCCACACUACAUCGGAACUCAAAGCGGACUAUCUCCUGGAUCUUUUCCCUGAGAUCCAGCCUCGCUUCUUCUCUAUCGCCUCCUCUCUCAAGGCUCACCCACACAGGCUUCAAAUCCUGGUAGCUGUUGUCUGCUACAAAACCAAAUUGAGUAAACCACGAAGAGGCCUCUGCUCCACCUGGUUAGCCUCCCUGGACCCUGCACAAGGGGAGGUAUAUGUGCCUCUGUGGGUGAAGAAGGGAUGUCUGAAGUUCCCUAAAGAGAAGGACACCCCUGUGAUCUUGGUUGGACCUGGAACAGGUGUGGCACCGUUCAGGGCAGCUUUACAAGAGAGGCUUGCUGAAGGGAAAACUGCCAACAUCCUAUUCUUUGGCUGUCGCUCAGAGUCCAAAGACUUCUACUUCAGGUCAGAGUGGGAGGAGAUGAUAAAGGCUGGAUACCUGACUCUCUUCACCGCCUUCUCACGAGACCAGGAGGACAAGGUGUACGUGCAGCAUCGUGUGAGGGAGAACACUGGGCUCCUAUGGGACCUGAUUACCAAUAAAAGUGCCUGCUGUUACAUUGCUGGCAAUGCUAAACAGAUGCCAGCCAGUGUGAGUGACGCUUUGAAAGAGGUGUUCCAACAGGAGGGAGGCGUGUCUGCAGAGGAAGCUGAUGAGAUGUUGGCAGCUAUGGAGAAAACGGGCAGACUUCAGUAUGAGACCUGGUCCUGAACUCAUGACCUCAACACACUACUCCACAGUGCUAAGACUCUGUGUUUGUUCUUCCUGUCGCCUGUCUGUACAUCACCCACAGUAAAAGUAACAGAGCAGGUGACGCAGGUAGUAUCCAAUUGUGCAACGUACAAUGUGAGACAUAACUGUGUCUGAUUGUAUAAAAAAAUGCCUUAAAUUAUAUUAACUACACUAGGCUGUGAUUGGUACCAAACUGCAGCUAUAUAAUUCAAACUGGUGUCACACCGGGUUUAAAAUGUUCUCAGUAUGUAAAACUG